This is a messenger RNA of Charadrius vociferus (killdeer), 477 nucleotides long. Its product is annotated as aminopeptidase N-like. Lineage: Eukaryota; Metazoa; Chordata; Aves; Charadriiformes; Charadriidae. Gene Ontology annotation, molecular function: peptide binding; metalloaminopeptidase activity; zinc ion binding. Gene Ontology annotation, biological process: proteolysis; peptide catabolic process. The annotation marks the transcript as partial. The record is from RefSeq and is a predicted model, not a curated record. Gene Ontology annotation, cellular component: cytoplasm. The transcript has 5 exons.
AUGGCAUGGCAGUUUGCGGCGCAGGAUGCGUCCGGCCACACGUGCUUCCUCUGCGACGAGAUGUUUGUGCACAGCCACCUCUGCCCUCCUCCUCCUCCUCCUGUCGGCUGCCGGAGCAGCGUGGUGGAGGGAGCAGGCACCCGGCAGGAGCUGAUCAACGGGGAGAAAUGGAACGUCACCCAGUUCGAGACCACCCCCAAAAUGUCCACCUACCUGCUGGCCUUCAUUGUCAGCCAGUUCGACUACGUUGAGAAGACCUCGGAGGACGUGCUGAUCCGCAUCUGGGGCCGCCCCAAGGCCAUCGCCGAGGGCCAGGGCAACUACGCGCUCCAGGUGACGGGCCCCAUCCUCAGCUUCUUCGAGCGCCACUACAACACGUCGUACCCGCUGCCCAAGUCCGACCAGGUCGGGCUCCCUGACUUCAAUGCGGGCGCCAUGGAAAACUGGGGGCUGGUGACCUACCGGGAGAACUCGCUG